AUGUAUCGGGCCGUCCGCCGCAAAGGCGACGCGGUCGCGGCCGUCGAGGCCCGCCCGGGCCACCUGCACGACGCCUAUGAUGUGGGCAAAGAGGUCGGGCGCGGCGCCUACGCAGUGGUGCACUGCGCGAAACGCCGCUUUGACGGCGAGCGCGUCGCCGUCAAGCUCGUCGACGUGUUCGACAUGCCCCCGCGCAAGCGCGACCGCUGUCUCCGCGAGGUUAGUUUGAUGCAACCUUUGAAGCACCCGCACGUGGUCCAGAUGCACGAGGCGUUCCUCGACGCGAACCAGCUGGUGCUGGUCCUCGAGUGGUGUCCCGGGGGCGACCUGCGGCGCGCCGUGAAGCGCCUCGCGCGCGCAGGGCGGAGGCUUGAGGAGCCCAAGAUAUGGGCUCAAUUCCUGCAGAUCGCCGAGGGCGUGCUGCACCUGCAUUCGCACCGCAUCAUCCACCGAGACCUCAAGCCCGCCAACGUCCUCGUCGGCUCCAAGGGCGAGCUCAAGGUCGCCGACCUCGGCCUCGGACGCCUCCUCGGCGAAGAGAGCGUCGCCGCGCUCUCGAAAGUUGGCACGCCCUACUACGUCUCUCCCGAAGUCGUCGCGGGCGUCGGGCACGACUGGCAGUCGGACGUGUGGUCGCUCGGGUGCAUCCUCUACGAGCUCGCGGCGCUCCGUUCGCCGUUCGAGGGCAAGGACCAGAAGCUCCCGGAGGUCUUCCGGCGCGUCAAGGGGGGGGAGUACGACCGCCUGACGCAGGACCAUUACUCCCCCGCGCUCCACCGCCUCGUGGAGCGCAUGCUCCGCGUCGACCCCGCGCGCCGCCCGACCGUCGCGGACGUCCGCGGGUUCGCGCGGGCCGCCCUCGAGCGCCUCGUCACGUCAGGUUUCGAUCUCCUCGCCACCGCCCAGUCCGCCUCCGACCGCAUCACGGCGGCGGUGGUGCUCGCGGAGCGCCGGCAGGCCGCGGGGGUCGGCGGCGCGGGCGUGGCGGCGGCCGGCACGGCGCAGGAGCGGGCGGUGCGGCGGCUGCACGGGACGCUGACGGCGGAGGUGUGCGCGGCGGCGCGGGCGCUGCGGGACCCGAUGGUGCUGUCGCACGGGGACGAGCGGGCCGAGGACGAGGGGCUGCGGCGGGAGGAGGCGUGGCGGGAGCGUGCGCGGCGGCGGCUGGGCGUCGUGGGCGCGGUGGCGUGCUGGUUGCUGGAGGUAGUGCUGUCGUCGCGGGCGGCGCGGUGGGACGGCGCGGAGGUGCGGGCCGCGCAGGAGAUGCUCGCGGGGCGGCCUGGCGGGGCGCCGCUGGCUCCGGCGGACUACGAGGGGCGGCUGAAGCUGGCGCGAGCGCUGGUGGCAGCGGCGGUGAGCGCGGGCUGCGAUGGCGGGGCGCUGCCGGCGGCGGGGCUGGCGGAGGGCGUCGGGCGCGAGGCGUGCUUCCUGCUGGACACGCUCGGCGGGAUGGCGCUGGCGGAGCUGCAGCGGACGGGGGGCGCAACGCGGUUGCUACCUGCGGAGCUGUGCGGGGAGGGUUGGGCGCGCGCGCGGAGGCUGCAGCAGGCCGCGGAGGACGCGGCGGCCGGGGGCGCCGGCGUGGAGGUCGCGGACGUCGCCGAGGAGGUCGACGAGGACGAUAUGGACGAGGACGUCGGCGGGAGACGGGAAUCCUCGACUGCCGACGAAACCAGUGCUACCGACGCGCACGGUGCGCCGGAGCCGCCCCCGCGGCUGCAACACAUCGCCAUCGAGGUGCGCGAUGCGGCGCCGGCCGCCGCGGCGGGCCUCGCGCGCGUCGCGAGCCGCGUCGGGCGCGACCUUGCGCGGCUCGAGGAGCGCUGUGGGCGGCUGGAGGCGGAGGCGGGCGACGCGAUCGGCGCCGUGAGGGUUGCGAGCGAGGACGUGCGGCAUGUGCGUGGGAGGGUGAGCGAGGAGCGCGAGGGCGUGCGGGAGCUCGCGGAGGCGCUGGGGGAGAUCGAGAGGGAUCUGGAGGCGUGCCGGGACGCGAUGGAGGGGCUGUCGGACCCGUCGGGGGGGGUGUCGAUGAUUCGGGAGGCGCGGGGGGGUGUGUUGGCGUUGCGGGGGGAGUUGAAGGAGAUGGCGGUGCGGGAGGGGCUGCUGCAGGGCGCGGUGGUCGCGGCGGCGAUGCGGGCGCGGCGCGAGGAGGCCCGGCGGCGGCCGGGGUGA
Molecule: messenger RNA, 2172 nt
Organism: Pedinophyceae sp. YPF-701
Lineage: Eukaryota; Viridiplantae; Chlorophyta; Pedinophyceae
Source: the annotation of a GenBank genome assembly